Pezoporus occidentalis (night parrot) is the source of this 2634-nucleotide messenger RNA. It is a transcript of the gene GPR135, whose product is annotated as G protein-coupled receptor 135. The record is from RefSeq and is a predicted model, not a curated record. Gene Ontology annotation, cellular component: endosome; plasma membrane. Lineage: Eukaryota; Metazoa; Chordata; Aves; Psittaciformes; Psittacidae. The transcript has a single exon. Gene Ontology annotation, biological process: G protein-coupled receptor signaling pathway. Gene Ontology annotation, molecular function: G protein-coupled receptor activity. The coding region runs from base 35 to 1312 and encodes 425 amino acids.
GGAGCGCCUCUGCAGCCGCGGCGCCGGCCGGGGCAUGGGGCUGCGCAUGGAACCGGCCCCGGCUGUGCCGGGAAACCUGUCCCGCGGCGGCGGCAACGAGAGCGGCGGGGCGGCGGAGGCGGGAGGGGAGGCCGGGUGGUCUGCGGCGGCGCUGGCCUCGCAGGCGCUGGCGCUGCUGCUCAUCUUCGCCCUCUCGGCGCUGGGCAACGGGGCGGUGGUGCUGGUGAUCGCCCGGCACCGGCAGCUCCGCACGGUCACCAACGCCUUCGUGCUGUCGCUGUCGCUGUCGGAGCUGCUGGGCGCCCUGCUCUGCCUGCCCCUGGCCUUCUUCAGCCUUCUCAGCCGCCCGCCCGGCGCCUGGCUCUUCGGGCAGCGCCUCUGCCUGGCCAGCGCCGCCCUGCACGCUGGGCUGGGCAUCGCCGCCACUCUCACCAUGGCUCUCCUCUCCUUCGACCGCUACUGCGCCAUCGUCCGCCAGCCCCGGCACAAGAUGGGCCGCCGCCGCGCCGCACAGCUGCUGGCUGCCGUCUGGCUGGCCGCCCUGGCCCUGGCAGGACCCUGGUACGGGCUGGCGGGCGAGGGGCAGCGGGAGGCCCGUCCCGGGGCCUAUCACUGCGUCUACGUGCUUCCCUGGGGCUCAUCCCGGCUGGGGCCACCCUACGGCGCAGCCCUCAUUGUGCUCUGCUACCUCCUGCCCUUCGCCCUCAUGUGCUUCUGCCACUACAACAUCUGCCGCGCCGUGCGGCUGGCCGAGAGCCGCGUGCGGCCCCUCACCACAUACGGGCACCUGCUGCGGGCCUACGGGGAGAUGCGCACGGCCACCACUGUCCUCAUCAUGAUCGUCUCCAUCAUCUGCUGCUGGGGGCCCUACUGCGUCCUGGGGCUGGCUGCGGCUGCUGGCCACCUGCCUUUCUCGCCCACCAUGGAUGCUGUAGCCAGCGGGAUGGCCUGGGCCAACGGUGCCAUCAACCCCCUCAUCUAUGCUGCCCGCAACCCCAACAUCUCUGUGCUGCUGCGGCACAGCCGUGAGGGUGGCUACAGAACUAGGAACAACAUGGCGGCCUACCUCUUGGUCCCGGGACGCCAGCCGGAGCCCUGGAGCAGGGCUGACCGUGUCCGGGAGCGCUACAUCAAUCAGCACAGCGGCCCCCCAGGCAGUGCCCCGUCUUCCUCCAGCCCAGUGAGCGGGGGAGAGAUGGCCAUGUGGGCCUGCAAGAAUCCCGCUGUACUAUUCUGCCGGGAUGGGCAGCCAGACGCCAUCUCGGAGGCCACCUUGCAGGCCAAAGUGGGCACUGUUGACACCAGCCUCUGAAGUGAUGUGGGGCCAGGAUGCAGGCGUUGGGCCUCAAUGCCAUCUCCCUGAAGAACUGUGGGGAGCCCCAGUGCUUGGAAUCCUUUGCUGGCAGACUACCAGGAAAUUGGAAAUUGGAGCGAUGGGACUGUGUGAGACGUUGUAUGGUUUGUUCUUCAUUGUGUGAGCUCUGGUUUGGCAGCUCAGUCUGCAAGCAGCGAGAACUCCACAGUGAAAAAAGUCCUCCUUCUGUUUCAGCAGACCUGAUGCACUAGUGAUGGCUGCCAAGCUGAGCCAGCACAAGAGCUUAACUGCAAGAACAAAACAGUGUUUGCUCCAGUCCUGCAGAAAAUGCCAUAGUGAAGCUAAGAGACAGGCAUGCAAGUACAGCCCAAAUGGACUGACUGUGUGAGCUGUUCGCUAAGUGCCAAAAAGCCAUUGAAAACGGAGCACUGGCAGCUGGAAAACACUCUGAAAACACCACACUGUGAAAACCGCAUCAUGGCAGGAAAAUGUUGUUUUAACCCAUUUUAUGUGGAAGUGGUGAUAAUCAGAAAGUCAUAGGCUGUGGGACAGGGUAAAAAAGCGAUGUAUUAUUGUUUUGGUUUUGUUUAUUUUAAAACUCCAAAGCAUAACAACAGUAACUGGUGUGAAAGGGAGGAUGUAUGACACUGGGAGAGAAGGAGAGGAAGAUGAAACCUUAGUUGUCAAAAUUUCAACAAUCCUUUUUUUGUUGGAACAGUCAACUUAAAAUGUUGUGAAUACAAGAAAUGAGAGUUCUUCAGACACUGAGAAAAAGGGUGUGGGUGUAGACUAUGGUAUCACUGAGUUUGUGCGCAGGGGGUGCACUUUCUUUUUGAGCUCAUCUCCCAUCUGUGGGAAGUGUCUCACAUCUCUAAGAGUGAUGUGAGAAGUGAGUAUCUGAAAGGAGGUGUAAAGCAAUUUCAUGUGCUCUUUGUGUGCUCUUAAGAAUAUGAAAGUGUGUAUAUGCAGAGAGCAGAUACUGUAUUGAUGGCAGCAACCCAUCUGGAGUAUAAUAUUUAAAAUCCAUUUUAGGAAAGGAAAAUAAUACAAUGGAAGUGCAAUUGUGGCAUAAAUUAAUUUGAAUUUAUCAGUGUAUUAUUUUUGUCCAAAGGCCUAAAGCCUAAAAUUAGUAUUUCAAAUCAGAAACUAAGAUUGGGCUUUUUUUUUUUUUUUUGCCGUUAAAUGUGAGAGGCAGGCAAGUGUUUUUCCUUGUACAGGCUUUAAAAAUACAGUGUUACUGUUUUACUGGAUUUUGCAACUGUUUGUGACCCAAGUGACCAUAUUAUCAUUGUUUUGUAAGUGAGACAAGAAAUAAAUUU